Asterias rubens (European starfish) is the source of this 1658-nucleotide messenger RNA. RefSeq names its product glycine-rich cell wall structural protein 1.8-like. The transcript is spliced from 3 exons. The coding region runs from base 88 to 1209 and encodes 373 amino acids. NCBI's taxonomy places the organism in Eukaryota, Metazoa, Echinodermata, Asteroidea, Forcipulatida, Asteriidae. The record is from RefSeq and is a predicted model, not a curated record.
AUUGAACUGCAAAAAACACACUUCGUCUCCUCAAACCAACAAAAUCAACCCGGCUACAGAUAACAAAGUUCCGAAGACGAAUUCAAGAUGAGAAUGCUGCUAACUUUACUCCCCCUUUUGGGGCUGGUCGCAGCUCAAAUGCAACGCCAAGGGCAUGACAACACUAGAGGUGGCUUCUUCAAUGACAUGGGGAAGUCAACCAGCACUUUACCACCGUGGGCCCAUCCUGCAUCAGGGGUCAGUGGAGGAGCUGCACAGCAAGCUGUACCAGUCGGUGGCCAAUUGGGUGGAUCUCAGUCGAGCACCAAGCCUCCCCAUGGCGUCGCCCCGAUCGGUAACCCCCAACUACCACCCGUUGCAGGAGCCAAUGCCGACCCGGGUAAAUCAGGUGGUUCAUCGGGUGGCCUGACCGGCUUCGGAGCCCACGACUAUUACAAUGGCGGAACCGGCCCCGAUGUUCUAGCCCCACAAGCCGCGGCUCCCUCUGGGGGCAGAAACACGAAUCAAAACUCAGGUCCUUAUGGAAUCGGUGAGGGCGACAUCCCCGUUGGUACUUACGGAGCCGCCCACAAACUGAUGCAACAGACCAUGCAGAACGGCAACAUUCUACCGGGAGAGUUGGGUGGAGGCAUCGGCAUCGGCACUGGACCCGGUACACACGCUGGACGAACCUCAGGCGAGAGGAUCAACCCAGACUAUUUCGGAGGUGCUGCCGGCAAUGGAGCUGGAGGACGUGGGGCAAACCAUGGUCCGAACGGCGGGGGUCAUGGCAUGCAAGGUGGCAUGCAAGGUGGCAGGCAAGGGGCAGGACCGGCACCGAGUUCGGGAAGGCACGGCAGCUUCAACGACCUCGGCACGGCUGGUGCUCCGGAGCCCGAGGGUGGCUUUGCUGGAGCCCCAUAUCAUCCCGGUAGAACGUCGGCUGAACGCCGUAACAACGGAUUUGGCGCUGGGAUGGCCGGCGGGGGUAUGCAAGGGGGUAUGCAUGGGGGUAUGGCACACAACGGGGGGAUGAUGGGUGCAGGUGGUCAUGGCCGUGGAAAUAAUCUUAAAAGUCAAGGGAAAGGGGAAGAUAAAGCCGCCAGCGGGGGUGCAGCAACCGGAGCAGGUAUCGCGGCGGCUGCUUUAAUAGUUGCUGCUGCCGUGGGUGCUAUCGCUUUUUUCGUAGUUAGGAAAAGAAAGCAUUCUAGACUAAUUAACUCCGCAUAAACACAUUUAUAUUAACCCCACAAAUUCAGCACAGAGACUUUGAUAAUUUGUUCAGCAUUGCUCCAUGGUAAGCACAUUAUAGCUAGUUACAAAAAUGAACAUAUUGUGCAAACCAUCCACUCUGGUCAUGCUUAUUUGUCUGCAAUCACAUAAACAAAAACUUUACAAAAAAACAAACGAACAAACAAACAAACAAACCAGCAAACAAAUAAGAAACACCCAGCAGGGUGGAUAUGUCUUUGUUAUUGUUAUUAUUAUUAUUAAGAUGGACUUAUAUUGUUUAAUAAAGGACCAAUUUGGGCUCAUUUUGUUAUCACUCUGGGAAAAGUAUUGUGCAUUUUUGUAAUAUGUAAAGAGUGGAAAACUAUGUUGUGUGUCUGCUGCCACCUAGCGUUCCUCAACCUAACGAUCCUCUGUCUUUAUCCGCAAUGGGAGACUUUUGAGCGAUA